AUGAAGGCUAAGGCCCAAUACAAGGCGGCCCUCAAAAUCCGAAGCCGGCUACAAGGAAAAGAGGACAUCUCCCAAGAGGAGAAGUCCAAACUAGCCUGGGCUGAGCAAAAGGUAGAAGAGGGGCGUCUUUACUACGCGCAGCUGCCUCAGAUGAAGGCGACGAAGGGCGAAUUCGCCAAUAGCGUUGAGGAGAUGAUGGCCACCAAAGGCAACGCUCGAUCGAUCCAAACGAAGAAGCCCAAGCAGAAGGCCAAGUUGAGCGACGUGUCCAAGAGACACCUCAUCGUGGCCCUGAUCGACCGCAGCGACGAAAAUGGGAAGAUGACGGCGGCGCAGUGGAAACAGGUCCACUCCCAGCUGGUAGAAUCCCUUUUCGCGCGAAUGGAGGACGCGCCGGACGCUCCCAUGCCCACCUUCGACGGUGCGGGAUGGCUGAACGGGGUGAAGAUCCUCAAAUGUAAUGAUGACCCGACGAGGAAGUGGCAGGUGCAAGUGGUGCCCAAAUUGGAAGCUCAGUGGGAGGGGGCCAAGCUGGAGGUAGUGGACAGGGAGAUGAUCCCUCCCUUCUAA
Drosophila obscura is the source of this 570-nucleotide messenger RNA. RefSeq lists its product as uncharacterized. The record is from RefSeq and is a predicted model, not a curated record. The transcript is spliced from 2 exons. The coding region runs from base 1 to 570 and encodes 189 amino acids. Lineage: Eukaryota; Metazoa; Arthropoda; Insecta; Diptera; Drosophilidae.